AUGUCGAGUUCGAGCGGCCGACUGGAUUGUUCGAGGCCACUGACCAUCCGAGUGAACCUGCGACCGCGGAAUCUCGUGUCAGAUGUUGCUGACAAUGCGGAGUAUAUCGGGAAUAGACUGGAUGUGUCUCUUGAUCGGUUGAAGGUGGCGUCUCCUGAUGCGUCUUGCAGGUCGAAGGAGUUUAUCUUGGGCCCAUGCUGGGGAAGAGGAACUAAUGGAUGGGAUCAGAGGUUUGUUUGA
Penicillium cinerascens is the source of this 240-nucleotide messenger RNA. RefSeq lists its product as uncharacterized. The transcript has 2 exons. The record is from RefSeq and is a predicted model, not a curated record. Bases 1 to 240 code for a protein of 79 amino acids. NCBI's taxonomy places the organism in Eukaryota, Fungi, Ascomycota, Eurotiomycetes, Eurotiales, Aspergillaceae.